This is a messenger RNA of Schistosoma mattheei, 3112 nucleotides long. Lineage: Eukaryota; Metazoa; Platyhelminthes; Trematoda; Strigeidida; Schistosomatidae. The record is from the annotation of a GenBank genome assembly.
GAAAAGUAUCCGGUCUAGAUGUUUGAUGCAUUCAAACACAAACGGUGUCCAUUGUCUUAAGAAGAAAUAGGUUUUGUUAUUAAGUCUCCAUGAGGCUUCAUAUUUCCUGGUUUACAUGAUCAAAUCGUAUUUUGGCUCAAGAAUCUUCACAUAUUUGUGAUUUGUACUGGGUCGUCCUUGUUGUGUUGUGCUCCUUUUGUGUCACUUAUUCGAUAUUAAGGGCAGGUGAGGGUCAUUAGUCAUGACAGCAUAUGCCACCAAUAUACCUGCCAUAGAUCCCAGUUUAGGACAACUCGUCGAAUUACCAAUAGAUCAAGCUGGCGCAUACGUCAUCCAAGAUGCAAGUGGUGGUCAAAUCCAGUUAGGCAGUGUUCAGGGUGGAAAGAGUUUACUGAAACCCGAAUUAGCCCAACACUUAAGCCAGCAUACUGGUUACAAGUCGAAUGUUGGUAGAGGAGGCUUCACUUUGAGUAGUAAUGAUGCUCGUUGGGUUUCACUCAAUGCAAAUCGUGGAUCACGUAGCAUCACCAGCCGUAAACCUCUAAAUGCAAGUGCUCCUGUAGCUCAAUCAGCUGGACUGCAAUCUACUGUACUGGCACCUGCGGCUUCAGGAUUACUAUCCUUGGGUACUCGUUAUACUCCGUCUUCGGCUACUGUAUUUGGUACGACAGGAGGAGGCUCGAUAUCUGGUGUUAAUCAAGGUAUAACUGGUGCAGGGGCAGCUACAAUGAUACCUUCGGGCACACCAUCCAGUAAUAUUGUUUCAGGCGGUGUUGGUGCAAUAGGCAGCAUGGGUGUGGAUCGAGACUCUGGUUAUCGUUUAGCCGCCGCAAUAGCUGGUACUAGUGGUCGAGGCCGCCCUCGAGGUCGAAGGCCUUUGAGGGGUCAGUUUCCUGUUGUUCCAAUUGAUAUGGUUCGACAAUUGGGCAUUGAACAACAAGUCAUUUUACAACCGGCGGCCCCAGUUGCCAUGCGCAACAAAGCUGUGUUAUGUCGACCAUUGUCCAUGUGUCGUAAAACUCAAGCGAAUGCAACAACAUACGAGAAUUUAUCCCAACAUGGUGUUGCUGUGCAAACAGAUAAUUCUCCAACUGAAACAGAAUCAAGUAACAAAAAUGAUAAAACAUCUCUUGGGAUUGAAAUGCAAACCCAGACUGUUGACACAAAACCAGUUGAAAGUGAUGAUGAUGAUGACGACGACGAUGAUGAUGAUAUGGUACCUGUAGGUGAAAUUGAAGAUGAUCAAAUAUUAAUGAAAUCUGACCAACCAAGUUUUAGUUGUGCUGAGACAUCAACUGCUGAUGACAUCGCUUUUGUCGAAUCUGGCACUCAAACAGAUUUAACCGAUGAAGAUGAAUUGAAAAAAAUGCCACUUGUACUACCCAUACCUAUCCCGGUUCCAAUCUAUGUACCUUUUCCAGUAUGUUUAUACGCAAGACCAGUGCCAUAUGCAAUCCCCUAUCCGUUACCAUGUCCAGUUCCGAUUCCACUUGUCUUCGAUGCUACUCCAGAAACUCCGCAUGUUGAAGACCAAGGACAACAAGUUGACUUAGGCACUGGUAGAGCACUCAUCGACUCUUCCGUUAAAUUCAAUGUACAUGAUUCAUCAGUAACGGUAGGAGAUAAUGAUAAUCAAGCCGAUACACAGGUUGGUGAUUUAGAACGUUCAACACAGUCGAUUGAUUAUCCAUGUACAUCAUCAACGUCAAAUGACGAAGAAGGCGAUAUAGAGACAAUUGAAGAGCCUAGUGAUGCUCCUGGCAAAUCUCGGAAUGUAUCUAAUCUUAAACGUCCUGCUCCAGAGGAGUCAUCAUCUUCAGACUCGUGGGGUUCAGAGUCAACUGCCACACAACAAUCCAAUGAACAUAAUCCACCAUUUCACCAUCAUCAACCGAUGACAUCGGUUGUGAGUCAUUCCAGUAGUGGAAGAGAGAUAGAUCAAUCGCUGCCACCGCCACCCCCAACUAAACGGUCUCGUCAAACUCUCACACCCAUACUUACAUCUGAUGCUAAUUACCAUUUGAAAUUCUCUUAUGGGAUCAAUGCAUGGCGUCACUGGGUGCAGCAAAAAUCAACUUCUUCAUCUACAGACAAACCUAGAUCUAAUGCAGCUGCAAUGCAACAAUAUUCACACUUAUAUGCUGACUUAUUAAACAUGAGUGAUGCCGAUCUUAAUAUCGCAUUAAGUCAGUUUGUUCGUGAAGUUCGCAAACCAAAUAAUGAAUGUUAUGUGGCUGAUUCAAUUUUCUAUUUGUGUCUAGGUAUUCAAGAGUAUCUCAACGAAAACGGUCGUACUGUAAACUUAUUUGGCGAUCCUGCGUUCACUAGUCUAUCUAGAGCUUUGAAUGAAAUAUUAGCCAAUUUCCAACCACGUAUUAGUCCUGAAGGACUUCUUAUCUGUCGUAUCGAAGAAGAACAUUUAUGGGAAGCAAAACAAUUAGGUUCACAAUCCGCUGAGAUUUUAUUAUUCACUAUGCUUUAUUACAAUACCAAACAUAUUGGUUUACGACUUGGUACCGUUCAUCGACAAUUAUCAUUCUCACAAUUUCAAAUAUCUGAAACAGCUGUUCUUUGUCAUUUACCUGGUAAUAUGUUUGGUGAAUCAGAUGAUUCUAUCACUACAUUAAGUUUAGAUGCAAAUCCUCAAAAUCCACAACGAUGUCCUGUUAAACUUUACAAAGCAUACUUUGCCCGUUGUCCCCCAGAACUACUAGAUUCCGAUAGUGUGUUCUACUUGAAUCCACUAUACCCUCCACAAUCUGAUUUGUGGUUUUCAACCAAUCCCGUUCGACCGACUGAAUUGCAAGUGAUACUUAAUAGAAUUAAAAUGGUGAAAGAGAUUCAAGAAGCAUUUAUGAACAGUCAACCAGAUGGGGGCUUCUAAGCUCAUUUAUAUAUAACCGUAUUCUAUAUGUAUUUUGAUUAAAUUGUUUCUCUCAAACCAAUCUAUCAACGAUUCCCCCUAUUCUCCCUUUUCAUAUGACUAUAAAACAGUGAACAUAUAUGCACAUUUGUCUGUCUUUUUUAAUCCUAUCGUUCUUUAUAUCAUUUUUUUGCCUCACUUUUUCACCUGUAUAAACUGAUUGUGGAAAUAAAUUUUCUAUCAUGUGUU